Linum trigynum is the source of this 3085-nucleotide messenger RNA. NCBI's taxonomy places the organism in Eukaryota, Viridiplantae, Streptophyta, Magnoliopsida, Malpighiales, Linaceae. The record is from the annotation of a GenBank genome assembly.
GUCGCUAGCAUUACUAAAAACGUUCAUGUUUGAUCACUAGAAAUAUUUAAUUCCAUUAGUGGUCACUAAGAUUAUUUAAACAGUUCAAGUUUGGUCACUCUCCGUUAGUCUUCUUUCAACUCCGUUAAUUGACUCCGUUAAGUACGGAUAUGGCAAACAGAAGUGCUCUAUUGGACUAACAGAAAUGCCACAUCACCUGCCACGUUAUUAAAACUUGCCAUGUCAAAUUCUCCCAACCCAAACCUUAAACCGGCUCGAUCUACAAACUGACCCUAGCACAAAAGAUCAAAACAACUUUCACUUUCGCCCAAUCCCCUCUUUCUACCCACUCUCUCUUCUGUUCUUCAUCCGCAAAUAAGGAAUCGCCACAAAAAAAUUGACUCGUACUCUCUUCUGUUCUUCGUUGAGAAGCAGAGGAGUUGCCACCCAAUUUCCUCUUUCUACCCACUCUAUCUUAUGUCCUCCAAGAAGCUUUCUAUUUGUACCCAGAAAAUUCAACCAUCAAGAAGAUUAACAGAAUCUCCACCAAUCGCCAGAAACCCAAAAAAGAAUCAGUACAAAUCGACCCAACAAAUAUGGAAUAUUUGAGUCGGCGAGCGCGGGAAUGAUGAAUGCUUCUUGCUUUGGUUUCAUCUGUGUUUCAAAGGAAGACAGACAGAGAGAUCGAGACAGAAGUUUUGGGCUCUCCCUUCAUGAAACCCAGAUCUGCCAGAAGAAAGGAAGAAGAUGUUGCUGGAGGUAAAUGUUGACAACGGCGAUUGGGAUCUUCAGAGGUUGUUAGAGAUUGGGAGUAGCUUGACCGAACCUUCGCCACCGCUGCCAUUUCUCUUUACUCCAAUCGACCUGGACCCAAAUAUAUCAACCCACCAAGAUGAGCUCGACCUUCUUCUUUCACUUCAGGCUAACCUGCAAAUUCCUCAUCCGGUUCCCUAUGGCUUCUAUCCGACGAGGAAGGUUCGCCCAGGUGAAGAAGAGAGGCAAAAAGGCGUCGGAGCACGAUGAAGAAGAAGGAGGAGGAGGAACUGGGACAAGGGGGUGGUGUGGUUGGCUCCGUCCCUCCCUGGUCUACGAUGAGUUUGAUGAAAAUGGAAGAGGAACAGACAAGGGAUCAGGAGGAAGGAGAAAAAAGAACUGAAAAUGGCGCAUUUAUUCUAAUCUAUUUAUCAUUUUAGGGUUUUAAGUUUUCAUGGUUGGGUUGGGUUGGGUUCAUGGACCGGGUUGGGGAAGCUGACGUGGUGGGUUUAGUGAUAUGGCGGGUUGGGUUUCAUUAUUUUCGGUCCAUAAAUAUGCUGAUUAGGCGCUUUCGUUUGCCACAUAAGCACUUAAUGGAGUCAAUUAACGGAGUUGGACGGAGACUAACAGAGAGUGACCAAACUUGAACUGAUUAUUUAUAAUCUUAGUGACCACUAAUGGAAUUAAAUAUUUCUAGUGACCAAACAUGAACGUUUUUAAUAAUCUCAAUGACCAAACUUGUAAUUUACCCUAUAAAAUAGACUAGUUGGUAAAACACUAGUCCCUAUCAAUAAUUAUGAUUCAAAUAUGUGGAUUGUAAAUUUUUCAGUUCCUCUCAAUUAGAUUUCUGAUAUAAUACACAAUGUCGUCAUCCAAACUAAUAUAGUACAAAAAUAUUAUGAAAUACCAUGUCAAUUGAUUUCACAUUUAAAUUGGUCAUUUUUGGCAAUACCAGAAGGGUUUGAUAGAAUUUAAAUGUAAUAAUGCUAGUUAAAUAUGUUACAUUAAGGUGCAUUUGGAUUAGAGGAUUUGGAUUCGGGAUUUGUGAUUUCAAAUACUAAAUAAUUUGUUUGGAUACUAACCAUAUCUGGUUUUUGAAUUUGUACCAAAUACAUGAUGUGAAUUUGAAAUACAUAUAUAGUGCAUACUUGUGAAUUUUAAAUACAUAUAUGUUACAUUAAGGUGCAUUUGGAUUAGAGGAUUUGGAUUCGGGAUUUGUAAUUUCAAAUACUAAAUAAUUUGUUUGGAUACUAACCAUAUUUGGUUUUUGAAUUUGUACCAAAUACAAGAUGUGAAUUUGAAAUACAUAUAUAGUGCAUGCUUGUGAAUUUUAAAUACAUAUCAAGAACUAGUGAUUUGAAAUUCCUUUUAACAAUAGCUAGAUAGUAAAAUCUUAGACUAAUUAAUGUGAGUUCUCGUUUUGACCUAAUUAGAUGGUCAAUAAAUUAGGUCAAGAAUAAAGCAAUCAACUACUCAAUUGAAGCAAUAUAUUGACAUAAUUAAACAUCAAAUAUUCAUAACAAGAGAUUAGGGUUCAUACAUAGUCAUUCCAUUCCUAAACAAUCAACUACGUGAGCUAGGGUUCAACCUACACAAAUACAAAUGGGUUUUAGCCCAUCAAUGGUAGAACUUGAUGUCCUAGAAUGAUACUAGUUCUCUAUGAAGAAACACAGAGCAGGGAUUGACAAAUCUUGUGGGGGGAAUGGCUAGGUAGCAUAUGUUUGUGGAACGAUUCAACUGAUGGUCACAAAAUACCCUGAAAUCCAGUUUAGGGAAGGUGGUAGCGCAGCUAUGAAUCGUUAGUAGAAUGAUGAGACUUACUAUUUAGGUUCGUAAUGGAGGAGAUUGGACGUUUGAAGGUUUUGAUGGUAAGCUUUGGAGGGUGCAUUUGGGUUUGCGGUUAGUAGGCCGAGACAGUCAAUUGGGCAUGGUAUCUAUGCAAGCGGAUUUCACUUCCGCAUUAAGCAAACUGUCAGGAAACAUCUUUCCUAGAUUACCCCCUGAUAAUUUUUAUGGAUGCAAGAAAUUUGAAAUGAAAGACACACUUUUACCAUUUCACCUUUAUAUAUGUGUAGAUGUUACUGUGCAUUCUUCUAAGGUUUGAUAAUUCAAUGCAUGAUGGGAGAAACAAUAACUUCCUCUAUAACUCUACAACUACAACCUCACAUGAUUAUCUAUUCUAAUGGGAAGUUGUGUACUUCAUGACAUUGCAUAUAUAGUGACGUGAAGGCCACCACUUUGAUGAACACAACUGCAUCGGGAAGCAAAUCCUAGAAGACAUUGGUCAUGAUGUCCCACUAGAACACAUUAACUAGAGGUACCCUAUUAGGAAGAAUGAAGUGGAAAAUGUGUU